Messenger RNA from Amoebophrya sp. A25, 3236 nucleotides. The record is from the annotation of a GenBank genome assembly. Lineage: Eukaryota; Dinophyceae; Syndiniales; Amoebophryaceae.
AUGCAAGUUCCGCAUGUCUAUAAGCGCAAGAUGAAGCGCCUUCAGGAGCUUGACAAAGUCCUGAUACCACAGGCCAAGCAAGAAUCCAGAAAACAGCAGUUGGAGAUCCGAGAAUUGCUUCCAAUGCUUCCACAAUGGCAAAUGGAUGCAAACGAAUACAUCUGCUCAGGGUCCUCUGGAGACGACGAAGUUCGUCACAAGAACUUUUUGUACCAUAAACUCGACUACCAGUUUUCAAAUUUCUUCGAAUCUUCUCAACAAACUCAAGAAGGAGAAGAACUGCUCGUAAUUUCAAUGAAGAACGAUCUCAAUCUACGUCACGGAAACGCUGUAGUUGGAGAAGAAGAUCAACAGAACAAGAUGAGUAUCGGCUUAAAUGUAACAACUCUAUGGGAACAAGGACAGAAGCAAUUGUCUGCUUUCGCACGACGAUAUUUGGACUACUUUGCGAAUCUGCCAAGUUCAACACAAGCUGAAGAAGCAGGAGAGGAUCAUCAUGUGAUCGCAGACGAGAAGGAAGACCUGAUGGCAGUACACACAAUGUUGCGCACACACAACUUCCUCGAAACUACUACUACAAGAAGUACUUCUAUAGAGGCACUGGGAGACCUCCGCGGAGAACUAAGGAGUUUGCAUUUGAUUGGAGGGGUAACUUCUUCUAGGCUGAAGACUGCGAUCCUGCAAGAGUUUUCGAAGGGGCACGAACCAGGGAUCAGAGUCUUGAAGAAUGGAGAGUUUGUAACAGAGACGAAUGAAACGGGUGCGAUCACACGAAGCCGUUUGUUUUUAGCUCUUUUUGCGUCUGCGCUGCGAUUGGUCCUUUCCGCUCUGCAAGAGACUCUCAUCACCGAGAUGACUGAGAAUCCUGGACGGUUUGUAGUUUUGUCCCCUUCUACAGGAGAAGACACUACUGAAGAAAAGAAACUUGUACAAUGCUCUUCCAUUCUUCUUCAAAACGUUUUGAAGGGGAAUCAGCAGUAUGUGGAUGGCGUUCUGGCUGAAUUAGUACCGUUUCUACAAGCUCCUGCUCAAAAGGACAAGACUAGUACUACCUCUCCACUCCGUAUUGCACAUGUGCUUGAGCAUGUGCUGCAUCCAGUACUUUUAUCCAGAUGGCAGAGCCACAAACAAGAACUUCUUCGCACUAGUCCUCGUCUGGAUGAAGCAGAACUAGUAGAGCCUGUAAGUCCUCUAAGAAGUCCUCUCAGUACUAGAAGCGCUGCGGGUGAUCGUGCUGCAUCUCCAUUACCGUCGAUCGAACAGGAACAGCAUCUUCAUCAAAAUGAACCUACACUCGGAGCACAAGGAGGACUAGCACCAGCUCCUCAGUUCUUCAACACGCGGUUUAGGCAAAGCAGAUCUCCUUCUCCCGAGUACCCACAGGAACUGCAGGACCAGAUCCACAGUCUUUCGGCUUCUUCGGAAUCGACGCCCCCACAGGAACUGCAGGACCAGAUCCACAGUCUUUCGGCUUCUUCGGAAUCGACGCCCCCACAGGACCAGAUCCACAGUCAUCUCGUCCCUCCUCGUCAAAUAAGCGUUUCCUCGUCUAAUGGAGGCGGACCACGUCGCGCAAGCGUCUGUAGUUCCUCGACUGGUACUUCUGAAGUAGAUUCUCUAGUGUCUUCUGUACUGUCAUCUUCCUCCACUACCAGAGAUCCUGCUUUUGAAUUCGCGACAGAGCGAGCGAUACUGGUGGCAACGGAUAAACUACUUGCAAGCAUAUUGGAUGAUCAAGAACAAGCUCCAGAUCAUCUACAUCGACGCUACAACUACAAAAGAAGCUUACAACUACUGGCGCACCCGCCGUCUCCGCAAGAAGAAGAUCAAGAACAGAGCCAUCUCUUCUGCAAAGAUGUUUCGAAACUUGCGGGAACCAAAGCGGGGCUAAAGGCGUGGUGGAUGCAGCAAGAACAGAGGAAUAAAGUCGCCAGGUCGAAGAUGAGGAAGCAAGACGUGGUGACUGAAGAAGGCCCUAACCAUUUUCAGGAUCAACAAGAAGCUGUGCCCUUCGUUCCAGCUCAAUUUUUAGAACAAUUGCGUCAUCAACUUGGAGGAAUACCUACCGCCCACGCGCACCAGGAGGCGUGACGUCGUCAACUUGUUGGAAUACCUAUAGUAUACCGUAAACUGCGUUGUGCCGAUGAAGUAGACCAAUACGUAGACGCGCCAGUGCUUGAAGGCUACUACAACAAGACAACUAUUGAAAAAGAACGUCGUGAUCUAUUCUUCUUGAAAACUAAGAUUACUACUGCUUGAUGAUCACGAAGAAGGGUGGGCGUCCACCGACAUGAACUCGAUGAAGUUAAACCUUAUAAACUUGAGCUAUCCCGAUACAACCUUGCGGCUAUGACGAUUGUCAUAUUCGUAUUAAGUAGCCUCUUUUAUUUUUUAUAAUUUUUAGACUUUUUCGUACCAAUCAGACUUUGACAUUGUUCUGCUCGUGAAUAAUUUAUGCUUUUCUAUGGAAUAAGAUUAUAGUUAGAAGUUCAUCAAGAUCAACCACGAGAUUAUAGUUAGAACUAGAACUUACUAUAGUUACACACACACUUAGGAUGAAACUAAAUUUGUUUCGUCAUCGGUAUUGUGGUCGCAAUGAAAUCGGAACAGGUUGUAACAAAAGCACCAACAAAGUACAUAUUUCGACAUAGCUGCAUUAGCUUUUUUAGCAGCAUCAAAUAAUCGGAAAAUAGGAGGUUUGGAUAGAUCAACUUGGAAAGAGGAAAGUGUCAAACAUAUGGUAAAAGGAGUAUUUAAUGGUCGUUAUUUUCCUGAGAAUCAGGUCAUGCGUUGCGGUGAUUCCUCCUGAAAAAUUGUCAUACAGAGCAGAAAAGUGUGGCGAUCUUCGAAUGUUUAGUCAGUCUCGGUAUCUCUAAGAAGAAUGGCAUACUCAACAUAUUAGUAGUAGAAGUAGCAGUAGUAGUAAACCCAUUCAUGGGGUACGCCCACAUCAACACAAAUCAUUGAAUGACUAGAACAGUUUUUAGUGAUGUUAUGAUGGUCAUAGUACAAAUGCUCAUAGAUUUAGAUUAUUGUGCUCCACCGGUAUUAUUGUUGUCAUAUAAUACAUGAUUGAAUUAUGGUAUUUUCUAUUUAUAGCAUUGAAGGCGUUAUUGAAUUAUUAGGUUUUUUAGCAUUAAAGGCGUUAUUGAAUUAUUAGGUUUUUUAGCAUUAAAGGCGUUCUUGUAAGGGACUUGUGAUCUCUACUGUGCACAAUUUCGAUGGUUGGUACACGC